This is a messenger RNA of Mucor mucedo, 1883 nucleotides long. RefSeq lists its product as uncharacterized. The record is from RefSeq and is a predicted model, not a curated record. The transcript is spliced from 6 exons. Lineage: Eukaryota; Fungi; Mucoromycota; Mucoromycetes; Mucorales; Mucoraceae. The coding region runs from base 129 to 1739 and encodes 536 amino acids.
AACGCGAAAGCUUUCAAGGUCCUCGUAACCCAUUUGGACAACUUGGAUUUAUCACGAUUACUGUACAUGGCGAAAUCACUGUUCAUUACCAACGUAAUGGCUCGAUAUUCUCGACAUUUUCUACACCGAUGCCUAAUAUUGGAAGGAGAGAGAUUAGUAGAGCGGACGCAGGAUGUUUCGGUAUGUCUUUGGCUGGUUUAGAUGAUUGGGAAAGAAUAUCCCAUGCUGCCAUUACAUUACACGAGGACGGCCAAAUCUAUUUAGCGACACACAACGCCUCAAUUCAACCCAAAUCCGUUUCGAUUCAUACCAUCAAAAUUAAAUUUCCUGUCAAAUCAGAAAAGGGCGCUAUUGAAUGUAAACCUAUCACCAGUCUUAAAAUCCAAGGCCAAGAUCUUUUAAAGGAAAAUAAUGUCACCCAAAUGGUCUUCAAGAAGGGCCUUCACACAGUUGAGCUAGUAUUAGGUCUUGGAGAUGAAGUGUCGGAUGGGUUCAAUGGGUUUGUAACUAGCUGGCAAUUGAAGAAAAUUCAACAGUCGAUACCUAGUGACUUUGGGACAAUAACCAAUGACCGCACAGCACUUGUUUAUCAAUCGGGUACAAUGAUUUUAGGACGAUUUAUAUCUUGUUUAACUAGUACAAGUACGGGACAAAUUAUAGUAGGGCUUUCAGAUGGGAGUAUUCAUGCCGAAUUGGCACUACAAGAAGGGCUUGUCAAAAGUAGUAAUAUGGAAGAUACAGCUGAAUCGAUAGACCCUACUUAUUGGACAGUAGUGGGAGCACAUAAAACAGACGACGGCUGCAUUGAUCCGAUUGCGGAUAUAGUCUUAUCACCCAAUGAGACACACCUGCUAUAUAUAUUCUCUUCCUCAAAGAUCGGUAUCGCUAGAAUCACAAAUGAUGAUAUGCACGAUAGUUAUGUGAAAGAAUUGAUAGAAAAAUUACAGUUAUGCUUAUUAAAUAAUGUCGACUUUAUGGAUUUAAUAUCUGAGCUUGUACGCAUGAGCAAACAGGAUAAAGAUCAACCCGAGGAUAUUAUCAACCAAGUGUUAACAACUUACGAGAUUCAAUGCGGCGAGAGUCCACUGGAACCAUUAGAGAAUUGGAGUUUAGCCAACUUAGAAAAGGGGUAUGGACUUGCGAUGGCAGCCUAUCGACGAUUACCGGACAAAAAAAUUGCUAGUGUGAAUUUAUCAAGGGCAAUUCAAUUACCUGUAAUUUUAGAAUGUUUUAUGGCGAGUUGUACUACGGAUUAUGAGGAGAUAAUUAAAGUGUUAGAAAAGGAAAAUAUAGACACCAAUGUAAAAUUAGAAUUUGAUCCUGAUAGUUUAUGGUCACUGAUAUCUGUAUCCACUUGGAUUCGUGACUAUUUGAAAUGGAUUUUGCGUGAAUGGAACAUGUUGUUUAAUUGCAUAAGCCCGGCCGACUCUAGUAUUGCAAACAUUACAGAAAAACCCGCACAUGCGGUCUUACUUUUGCACAAAGAUUCGAGAAUAUCCUUGAGUAAAAUCUUAAAAAUGUUGCAUUAUUUUGUACAAUACACAAGCACUGCAAGUUUUCAAUUGGAAACUUUUUCGGAAACCCAAGGUCUAUUACAGCGAUACACAUCCACCUUGAUGACCGAUGACAUGAUAAUGAUGAAAGAUACAAUCGAUUUUUUGAAUGCAUUAAAUGAUCUAGAACAAAAACCUACCGGUAAAGUAGACACUACAUCGUUUAAUAGAAACUGUUCAUCCUAAUUUUUUUUUUUUUUUUAAAAAAAAAGAUACAGAAAUCCGAAAUAGAUGGUCGAUACUACUCACCUCCAAUAUAAAGACAUUCACACUGUCUGAAAUCAAAAAGAUAUCCAACGAAUACAAAGACAAAUGUGCCAAACCAUCUAU